This is a messenger RNA of Mytilus trossulus (common blue mussel), 315 nucleotides long. RefSeq lists its product as uncharacterized. The record is from RefSeq and is a predicted model, not a curated record. Bases 1 to 315 code for a protein of 104 amino acids. NCBI's taxonomy places the organism in Eukaryota, Metazoa, Mollusca, Bivalvia, Mytilida, Mytilidae. The transcript is spliced from 3 exons.
AUGAAUAUUUCUAUGUGUUUAGUCCUCUGCAUGUUGUUAGUGUCCGUUGGAGUCAACAUGGCGAAUGAAGAAAUACAGAAAGACAGUGGACAUAUUAAGAAGCUUAUAAAAAGAGCACCGCCAUGUGCAUAUAAGAUUUGCAGAAUUCGUCGAUGCUGCAAUGGGUAUAUCUGUACUAACGGAUUCUGCAAGAUGUGUGCAGGAAGAGAUUGCAAAUCUAAUACAGACUGUUGUAAAGGAUAUACCUGUUCUUACAAGAAAUGUAUUAAACGAAAUGGAGGUGGAUUCGCAGUCUGGAACGAUGACGUCGAAUAA